Messenger RNA from Lepus europaeus (European hare), 2196 nucleotides. RefSeq names its product NUT family member 2G-like. The record is from RefSeq and is a predicted model, not a curated record. Bases 1 to 2196 code for a protein of 731 amino acids. The transcript has 6 exons. NCBI's taxonomy places the organism in Eukaryota, Metazoa, Chordata, Mammalia, Lagomorpha, Leporidae.
AUGACUCUGCAUCCCGGCACCUCCACGUUUCCCCUGAUACCGCCACCCUGUCCCCACACUACUCUCGGCCCAGCAACCCAGACGCCUUGGGGGCAGCCACCCCCAUGCCUCCUGAAUGCAGUGUUCCCACCAGGCAGCCAGCUCGUGCUACCUGCUGCUUUGCCAAGGAUGCCCAUGGUGGCAGGAGAUGGUGGAUCCGGCCCAAGUGAGGCUGCGAACUUCAGUGUCAUCAGCGCAGCUACAGCUGAUGGGAGGCCAGUGCAGCCCCCGCACUCUGAGCCUGUGCUCUUCAACCAGGCCCCUCUCAACUGGAGUGCCAUGGGGCGUCUCUGUGAGGCAACACAGCAUCCUACCACCCUGCUUCUGCCAGGCUCUUCAGUGCAGAAGCUGGUACAGCCUGUGCCAACAACUGUGCACACGCAGGCUGGCCAGGGGGGCUACUGCCCAGACCUCCAUCCUGUGGGUCCUCCACCAUCAGCCACCCAGCCUGCCCCCGUGAUGUUGUUUCCAGUACACCCUGGACCAGAGCCUCCUGGCGGGGACCCGCAGUGUGGCACCGCCGCCUCCCAGGCCAAGGCCUCACUCAAGGCCUCCCGCAACCCCACAAGCGUCUAUAUGAACUUCCGGCGCUGGCAGCGUUACAAGGCCCUGGCGCAGAGGCACUGUCCACAAAGCCCUGAUGCUGAAGCUCUGUCCUGCUUCCUCAUCCCCGUGCUGCGGACUCUGGCCCAGAGGAAGCCCACCAUGCCGCUGGAGGAGGGCCUGCAGUUUGCCAUGCGGGAAUGGCAACACAAGAGCAACUGGGACCGCGCGAUCUUCUAUGAGAUGGCAGAAAAAUUCAUGGAGUUUGAGGAAGAGGAGAUGCAGACUCAGAAGCGGACAUGGAUGCAGGGGAAACUGUGCAAGCUACCCCCAGGCCCACUGCCGCUGGUUCCACAAGGGCCCCCAGCCACAGUGGCGGUCCAGCAGCCAGGGUGUGGCCCCAGGAAUGCCAGCUCCAAGGCCCUGCCUGCCUGUACCCUGCCACAAAGAUACUGGCAGCCUCAGGGCAAGGUGCCCAAGGGGAUGCCCACUGAGACUGUGAUGGAGGACGUGGACAUCAAGGAUACACCAAUGCGGCCUGAUGGACCCACUGAAGAGGACAGCUUCUGGAGUCCUAGGGAGGAGGGGGACUAUCCAGACCCAGAACUGCUGAGCUACGUGGAGAAGCUCAUCUCUCAGGAGGACUUCAUUGCUGAGGUGGGCUGUGAAAUUCUGAGGUUUGUGGAGGCCAUCAUUCAGCCCCAAUUCCUGGAAGAACUGCUUUCCCCAGAGCCACAGCUGGACCUCGUGGCCCUAUCGAUGGAGCUGGAGCAGGAGGAAGGGCUGACCUCUGGCCAGGUGGUGCAGAAGACGUUUUGGCCUGUGACUGGGAAUGGGGCUGCGGGGGUAACCCCCAGUCAGGCUGCACCUGUAAGGCACCCCAGUCCUGAAUCCACAGCCUGCCCAGGUGCAGACAGGCAUGACCAAGGCCCACAAAGACGCAUCAGUUCUGAGACCUGCCAACAAAGGGCAUCGUCUCAGGAACCGCGGAGACACGUGGUCCCACCCAAGCCCCUCUCCAGACCUACCACUGCUGCUUCCUUCUCGGGGCAUCGGGAGUGCCUUUCACUAGGGACCACUAGGCCCACUUCUAUCCCACCAAGAAACAAGCCUGCCCCAAGAGGGCCAAAGGCUGCUUGGGGAUUCACAGUCGAAUCCUCUACUGAUGGCACCAGACCAGCAGUGGGCACGGCCACGGAAAAGGAUGAGGAGCUGCCCAGCCUGGACUUCUUCCUCGAUUCCCAGCGUCACCUGCUGCCUCUGGGUCUUGACCAGAGCCCUGCUGAGGCCCCAUCUUGCCUAGGACCACAGCAGCUCCAGAGAGUGUCCGAGUCCCUCCGCUACCAGGGAAGAGGCCAGACUUGUGCUGCCAGCACCACGGCCAAGUCGAAGAAGCGAGGUUUGCGGGGAAGCCCAGGCCCUGCCCCAAAGAAGACCUGCUCAGGGCCUGGACGCAGAGCCACUGAGGGGCAGGCCCUGGCUCUGGGGUUUGUGGCACAAGCCCAGGCUCAGAAGAGAACCCACGGCCCCUUGGUCACCAGGAGGAGGAAGAAGCAGCAUCGAGGCCAGGAGGGCAGGCGGGCUCUCGGGAGCCGGCCCAUACGUGCAGCCUGA